GGGGGAAAUGGAAACCAGUGUAACACUUCACAGAAACAAUGCUAAUGUGAAAUCAUGGCUAUAAACCUGACAGUUCUUCAAAUGGCCUCUGCACGUUCCUACUCAUGGAGUGUGCCAGCAAUGCAGUCUGGUGGUGGAACCUUCUUCUAGCAGUGACUGCUGGAGCACUCUCAUGUAGCCUCCUAGCCUUCUCCUCACCGUUCCUGAACUUUCUGAGGGCAAGGUUGUAAAAGGGUAAUGGUGCUGUGUCCUCGGUUCCUUUCAACUGCAGUACCAGACGGUCCAGGAACCUCUCCAGCCUCGUCAGAGAUGCUGUGCCUUAGUUAUAUUUAUUAAUAAGUCAGGAUUCGUAAUUUUUGGUAGGAUUUUUGUUUUUUAUUUAUAAAGGUAUUUCUUUUAAGCUUUAUUAGUUCGUGCAUCUUGAUAUGAGUUCACAGAUCCAAAAGAGAGAGAAGGCCUGGAUUCAAGAGGGGUGCUUCUUGUCAUGCUGUAUUUCCCAAUCUGAACACCCAUAUGAAGUGUCUGGCAUGUUUGGAGGAAAAAUAGUACCUUUUGCAGCAUGCAAUCUGCAGCACCUUCACUCCAAGAGCUCACAAGGAGUGCUAAAUUGAGCCCCAAAUCUUGCUGGUCUAGGAGGCUCUAGCAGCUUAACCUGGUUCCAGAUACUCAGAAUUUGUAAAUACUAUAAGGUUUUCCUUGGCUCCUUUCACCUUGGAGAAUAAAAAGAGUAGCCUAAGAUCCCACUGAAAGUUCUGUUCUCCAUUCCUGGAGUGAAAACAAAACCAUCAGUACCAAAGGAUCCUAAGCCAUCCGAUCAUGGUAUUGGACACAGCAGAAUCGCACGUGUCAGCCUCUUUUAGCAGAGCCAGUCUUCAUGAGUGCACUCCUUUGGUUCCCAUGGAUAGCUUUGAAAUAUCCCAACAUUGCAAUAUAUGUGGAUACCUGUAGAGAAUGCUAUGAAGCGUACGUCAUCUACAAUUUUAUGGUAUUCCUUUCAAAUUAUUUAACCAACCGGUAUCCAAAUCUGGUAUUAAUCAUAGAAGCCAAAGAUCAGCAGAGACAUCUACCUCCCCUUUGUUGUUGUCCAUCAUGGGCUAUGGGAGAAGUUUUAUUAUUUAGAUGUAAACUAGGCGUGCUGCAAUACACUGUUGUCAGACCACUUACCACCAUUAUUGCUCUAAUCUGUGAGUUGGUUGGUGUAUAUGAUGAAGGAAACUUUAGCUUCAAAAAUGCCUGGACUUACUUGGUUAUUCUUAACAACAUGUCACAACUGUUUGCGAUGUAUUGCCUUGUGCUCUUUUAUAAAGUACUGCGUGAAGAGCUAAACCCAAUCCAGCCUGUUGGCAAGUUUCUUUGUGUGAAGAUGGUAGUUUUUGUUUCCUUCUGGCAAGCUGUACUUAUUGCACUGCUGGUGAAAAUUGGUGUUAUUUCUGAAAAACGCACCUGGGAAUGGCAAAGUGUGGAAGCCGUGGCCACAGGCCUACAGGAUUUUAUUAUCUGUGUGGAAAUGUUCUUUGCUGCUAUUGCUCAUCAUUACAGUUUUUCCUAUAAACCUUAUGUCCAAGAAGCUGAAGAAGGAUCAUGCUUUGAUUCCUUUCUUGCAAUGUGGGAUAUUUCUGAUAUUAGGGCAGAUAUAUCUGAGCAGGUUCGAAAUGUUGGAAGGACAGUUUUGGGCCAACCAAGGAAAAUAUUUUUUGCUGAGGAUCAUGAACAAAACGAACAUACAAGUUUACUGUCUUCAUCUACUCAAGACCCAAUUUCUGAUGCUGCUUCUAUGCCAUCUUCACCCAUGAGUGGCCACUACCAGGGGUUUGGACACACUGUGACACCUCUGACUACUCCUACAACAACCACAAUAUCUGAUGGCAUCUAUAACACUAUUGUUGCAGAAGAGAAUGAGGAUUACCUUAUUCCAGGGCAUGGUACAUCUGAGAAGCCUUUGGAUAAAAGUUAAACCCAUCUCCACUUGAGUGUGCUAAAGAAUCUAUUCUGUGUUUUCCUGCCACAUUGUUUCAUGAUGACGUAUUCCAUUGCUCUUGAAGGGGCUAUUAAUAGCUGGACAAACUGCAGCAUGUCUCACAAACAGAACAAAGUAAGUGAUUGGAAUCUCAGUUUUGAAUACUGAAUUUGUUUAAAAGUCUAUAAUGGAUUUGAGUAUAUAGUGUAUCAGUUGAAUAUAAAACAUGUAUGCAGUUUAAAUUUCCAGCACAGAUUUUAAGAAUCCAUUUCUUAAGAGGGUUAAAGUAUUUAGAAAGCUAUAUAGUACCUAGCAUAAAAAGGGCAGUGUCAUACUGAGAUUAAACUGGUGUCUCUUAACACAGAAGAUAUAUCUGUAAACAAAUACUCUAUUGCUCUUCAAAUGUUUGGGAUGUAGGUAGAACUGCUAACUGGGGGACUUGAUUUCAGGAAUGUAAUUUAAGCAACUGAAUUGUAGAGACUUAUUAUGUUAAGCUUAUCUCUCCAAUGAGGUGGUGAACAAAUACAUUUAUGGGUAGUGUGUGGCAGGAGUACUGACUUCUUCACCUUCCUCUAUACAAACACACAAUUGAAACUCCUUAUUUAAGAUACUCUCUCUCCCAUUACAGAGCACCAAUGUCUCUGGGCGUCAGCCAAAGCAUCCUUUUAAAAACUAAGUUCUCCGUACAGGCCUACGUAGUAAGAGACUGAGCCCAGAACUGCAAAUUGCCAUCCUUAGCAUGGCAGCACUGAGUUGCUGGGCUGCCUCCUUGAGAGGUAUGGUCUGAGCACAGGACUGUGAGCCAGAAAUGUGUAUUAAUCACAAAUCUAGGCAAGUAAUUUACAUUUUGCCACCAUUUUCUCUGUCUUUAAAAUGGGAAUAACAUCUACUUAACAUGCAUACUGGUAAGAAUAAUUACUGUUUGCAAAGUGUCAAACAGGAAAAGCAUUUCAUAAGUUGAAGGAAAAACUGACUUCUGUACUUAGAACUGCAAUAAACUUAUACCUUUCUCUUAAAAAUCUUAAACAUGUCAAAGUAGGAUAUUUCCCAACAAAAGGUGUCUAGUUGUCUAUUUAUAGAUUGUUUGUCAGUAUACUGUCAUUUUAUGCCUCUGCUAUAGCUUAGGUUCAAAUUCAGUAGCAAAUUUGCCUCCUUACUGGGAGGAAAAGUAAGAUAUUCACUAAGGAGGAAUCAAGUAGCUAGUGUAAUACGGAAGAUACUAACGUUACAGACUUCAGAUCAAGAAUAAUGGCAUUUAUAUCAGAGUUCUAAGGAUUUUUUUUGCAAAUCAGACAAAACCAGGGUUAUUUUCUAUCCCAUCACACUUGCAUUUGCAUUGCAUGCUUGCAAUUUGGCAUUUAUAUAGAGAAAUAAAACUGGAGCAGCGUAGAUGCUUUUUAAAGUGGUAUCUGCAACAUUCCACCAAAAAUUACUUGUAACUUAACUUUUUUUUCCAGCAUUGAUACCCUUUACAGAAAAGAUUUUUAAUUGUAACUUCUUACUCUUACAGUGAAUUCAUCUUAAAAGUGCUUUUUGCAGUACUAGUGUUAUGUAAAUAUUUUGCCUUAUUCACUAGGCUGCAUAUUUUAUAGCCGAAGUGGAGUAUGUAUUUGAUGUUCUUAGAAAAGAGAGCAAAUCACACUUUCAAUAUGCCGAUUCAUUGCCUUCAUUGUAAAUAAGCAAAUAAAGAUUUUAUUUAAACGUG
This is a messenger RNA of Chelonia mydas (Green sea turtle), 3662 nucleotides long. It is a transcript of the gene TMEM184C, whose product is annotated as transmembrane protein 184C. The coding region runs from base 875 to 1954 and encodes 359 amino acids. The transcript is spliced from 8 exons. Lineage: Eukaryota; Metazoa; Chordata; Testudines; Cheloniidae. The record is from RefSeq and is a predicted model, not a curated record. Gene Ontology annotation, biological process: transport. Gene Ontology annotation, molecular function: transporter activity.